Gigantopelta aegis is the source of this 3214-nucleotide messenger RNA. Its product is annotated as multiple epidermal growth factor-like domains protein 10. Lineage: Eukaryota; Metazoa; Mollusca; Gastropoda; Neomphalida; Peltospiridae. The coding region runs from base 563 to 2194 and encodes 543 amino acids. Gene Ontology annotation, molecular function: scavenger receptor activity. The transcript has 13 exons. The record is from RefSeq and is a predicted model, not a curated record.
AGACGAUGGUAGAAAAAGUAAUAAUGAAUUUCUCUUUAGGAGCUUGCCCAUCAGGAAAGUAUGGGUUGGACUGUAGCUACACGUGCCACUGUGAUGUAUCCAGAUGCCACAACGUCACAGGCUGUUCUGACACCUGCAACAGAGGAUGGUCCGGUCCAAAAUGCACAAUAGAAAAUGUAGCUUUAUUGAAAAGUACCUACCAGAGUUCAUACAUGUACUUUGAUGGAAUGCUGCCAAAUUCAUCUGCGCUUGCUGUAGAUGGCAGCCGUAAGACUGAUAAUGGAGUAUUCUGCAUACUAACUGACACACAGCCAUACACGUGGUGGGAAGUAGACUUGGGAAAAAAUACUACAUACACAAACUAGCUAUUUACUUCCGCACCGACUACACAGUUCGUAAACAUGGUGUAAAUGUAUACAGUUCUCUGUCUGUAAACCAGAGUAACGCUGGACACUGGUGUGGAAACACAACUGCAAGUAGUCCGCUCAUAUCACAUCUGACCUGUGACAACACCGCUAGAUACAUCACACUCUACAAAAACACAGGACGUGGUAACUCAUUAAUGGACUUUUGCGAAGUGGAAGUAUAUGUCUGUGUUGGUGGCACUUUCGGUGACGACUGCAGCCAGUUCUGUCACUGUCAAGAUGGACCGUGUAACUACACAAAUGGACAAUGCACUGGAGGAUGUAAACAAAACUGGACUGGGAUGACUUGCAGUGCCUGUGAUUCCAGUCACUAUGGUGACUUGUGUAAUAAAGACUGUUCCUCUAGACAUUGUGAUGGAUCAUCAUUAUGUGACAGGAUCACAGGACGGUGUGAAAAGGGCUGUACAGCAGGAUGGAUCGGAUCCGACUGUAAAACAAAAUGUCCACAUGAUCGAUACGGACCGCGGUGUGGAAGUCUCUGCAAAGACAGACAUUGUCGUGAAAACUCCGACUGUGAUCACGUGACUGGGGAGUGUGUCGGUGGCUGUGAAGGAGGAUAUCAUUCUCUCGACUGUAAAAUACGAUGUCAGGCUACCUAUGGUUUUAACUGUAACAUGUCGUGUGGUGCCCGACACUGUCUUGGUAGUCAGAACUGUGACGUGUUUUAUGGAAGAUGUACAGGUGGUUGUCAAACUGGCUGGGAGUUACCUGACUGCACAACUGCAUGUCAAGGUGGUAGAUUUGGACUUGGAUGUCAGUCAAAGUGUAAUGAACGACACUGUAAAGGAGACAGCUCAUCUUGUGAUGCUCAAAAUGGAAUAUGUCAAAAUGGCUGUCAGCCUGGAUGGAAGAGUCCAAGUUGUAACAUACCAUGUGACAGUGGUACCUAUGGCGCUGACUGUACAUUCCAGUGUACACAAAGACACUGCAAAGAGAGUACGACCAGCUGUCAUCACAUCACUGGUUCAUGUGAGGGUCUUUGCCAGAAUGGAUGGUUGGGGAUCGACUGUACAGGAUGUGAUGGGAAAUACGGUCCAGACUGUUCAUUAGCGUGUGAUGCCAGACACUGUAAAGCCAACAAGGCACCGUGUGAUUACAUGAUCGGAUCUUGUGAAGGAGAGUGUCUGCCUGGUUGGCGAGGUGAUACAUGUACUGACAAGUGCAGUGCCACGACCUAUGGUGAUAACUGUGCAAUGCUGUGUUCAGACAGACACUGUAGUAACACCGCAUCUUGUCACCAUAAGACAGGACAGUGCAUAGGCGGAUGUGUAUUUGGAUGGGAAGGCACAACCUGCACGGAAGGCCAAGCUGGCACUGGCAACACUGACACUGGGAACAGUAAUGCUGCUACCAUUGCCUUUUCCGUUGUGACGGGUGUUCUCUUUGUGCUGUUGGUCAUAGUGAUGAGUGUUUUAUUCUGGCAUAUUAAAACUCAAAGGACGAAGUGGGAGAAAUAUCAGCAAGAGAUGACCAAACUAAACAAGAACACGUCCAACCAACCUACAGACCUCAGUGCGGUCGAAUAUGAAAUCGUCGAUAGACAAGAUGGCGGUCACAGCAGUCCCAGAGGUUCGAGUUCUCAACAAGUCGACACGUCCCGUUCAGCCAAUAAUGUUAAUUCUCCGACGUCACGUGAUCAAAUGGAAGCCCAGCCCAGUCGCGUUUUCAGUGGGAGUGGCUAUGUAAAUCCAGGCCAAACGAAUGAAUACGAACAACUUGAUUUAUCCAACUCACUGCAGAAUGAUUACGAUAAGAUAACCGGUGUUUAGACAAUUAAGGAUUGACAGUUAUUUCGUUUACGUCCAUCGGGGUAUGAACAAAAUAAAUCAUCCGCAAAAUGUGUGAAUCGGCGAAUCAGAUGAACGUAAAAAAAAUAACAGACAAUACUUAUUAUUAAGUUUGAAUCAUACUUGCUAAUAAUAACCUUAAGAUUUCUUAUUUUCUUUUGAAUUAGUGUUCCAUUCUUAAACGAUAAGGUUCAGUAAAAGUAAAUACCAAUAUAAAAUUACGUCGUCAGAUAUGACGUUCUCUGACACCGUUAGUUUUACGUUCAUCGAGGAAUUAACAAACUCGGGUUGCUACGGAUGAUGGACCAAUGGGAUGAAGUUAACUUGUAAUGAAUGUAAUGGAAAUUUAAUUAUAUGGAAAUGAAAACAUUUUAAUACCCUACCAGAACUAUAGAUUUUGUCUCCGUCUAUAGGUCCAUUCGUCCCUCUAUCUGUCCGUUUGUUCCACAUAUUUCUGGAAUUUUCUCCUGCCGAUAUUAAUAAUAGAUUGAUGAACGUUAACACUUUUGUCGUGUUGUUUUAAAGAGAAACAUUUUCAGGAAUUUGUUUCACAAUGCCUCAAAAUAUUGAGCUAAAACGAUGUGUAUAACGUUAACAUGUUGAAUUACGGAUCAAGUUUGAUUUACAUUAGGAUUUACCCGUUUUCUAAGAGAGUUACGGUACUUGAAUUAGACAAUACGAAAAUGUGUCGGCCCAGUAGGGAACAUACAUUGCUUUAACAAAGCUCUUAGAAUGUGUGUUUUGUAUAAGCUGGAGAUUUCUUAAUAAUAAUACAAGAUUGGUGUUAUACGGAUAUCAUUUAAUUGGUAUAAUAUUAUGCUGUUAAUACAUGUUUGCUAUACGUUAAUACAAACUGUAGAUCUAGAUUAUGUUGCCGUUAUCUGUUAAUGUAAGCAUACGGCUAGAGUAUACUUUAUGCAACAGAUUGUUAACUUUUGCCAAGUAAACGAUCGCCAAAUUUGGUAUCUAAAAUAGACGUAUUUCAUUAAAUAUGACGAUAGA